AUGACUACAUGUCUAAAUUUGGAUUCUACAUCAGGUGCCUACACCAAGGGUCAUUAUAUGUUAGGCCUCUGCUUCUGGGAAGCGGGCCCUGAUCUGGGUAUUGGGCCAGCCCCUCAAUACACACUCCUCAUAUUUGCCUCUCCCAUUGGCAAUUGGUACAAGGUUUUUGAAGCAGUAAGCAAGGCUAAGGCCAAGGGGUUCACUGAUGUCCUAUUUCUGGAUGCAGCCACUGGGAAAAAUGUUGAGGUUUUUGAAGCUGUAAGCAAGGCUAUGGCCAAGGGGUUCACUGAUGUCCUAUUUCUGGAUGCAGCCACUGUGAAAAAUAUUGAGGUUUCUGUCAAACAAAGUAAGGCAGAAUACAGAAACCCUGUGAGCACAGUAGUAGGUAAGGCAGAACACAAAAACUCUGUGAGUACGGCAAUAGGUGAAGUAGAACCAAAAGCAAGUGAAGAGACAAAGGCAUCAACAUUGGGCAUGGUGAUGAAUGGUGGGGUGGGGGCAGUGGCAACAAAUAGCAAGGUAGGCGGCAACGACGAUAGCAAGGUAGACAGCGGCGGUGGGCUAGGAUUAUAG
Messenger RNA from Prunus persica (peach), 573 nucleotides. Its product is annotated as branched-chain-amino-acid aminotransferase 1, mitochondrial-like. The coding region runs from base 1 to 573 and encodes 190 amino acids. NCBI's taxonomy places the organism in Eukaryota, Viridiplantae, Streptophyta, Magnoliopsida, Rosales, Rosaceae. The transcript is spliced from 5 exons. Gene Ontology annotation, biological process: branched-chain amino acid metabolic process. Gene Ontology annotation, molecular function: branched-chain-amino-acid:2-oxoglutarate transaminase activity. The record is from RefSeq and is a predicted model, not a curated record.